AUGCGCGCUCCGCCACUCAAGUCGAUAUCUUCCUCCGACGUCGGGUUAUUAGACCCGACCGACCCUCCCAACCUAUCGCGAACUCCCUCGUCGCUCAGUCUCAUGGAGACGGACGAGAAGCGCCAACCCAGCUGGAGCCAGGAACACGAGCCGGAACUUGAGAAAUGGAACGGUACUCGGACGAACGCCUUCCGAUAUGUCGCCACUUUGUAUAGCUUCAUCGUGAUGGGCAUGAAUGAUGGAGCCGUCGGUGCCUUGCUGCCAUAUAUUGAGAGCUACUACGACGUUUCAUACACGGUCGUUUCUCUCCUUUUCCUAGCACCAUUUGUCGGCUACAUCAUUGCCGCUCUCACGAACAACUUCAUCCAUCAUCAACUGGGCCAGAGAGGCAUUGCAAUCAUCGGGCCAAUAGCCCGAACCAUUGGUUUCCUCCCCCUGGCCCUACACCCACCGUACCCAGUCCUGCCAUUCGCCCUGUUGGUGACAGGAUAUGGCAAUGGCCUCGAGGACAGCGGCUGGAACGCCUGGAUCGGCAACAUGCAGAACUCGAAUGAGCUGCUCGGGUUCCUCCACGGCGCGUACGGGCUCGGUGCGACAGUUGGCCCGCUCAUCGCCUCUGCCAUGGUUGCCAGGGCCGACCUGGAGUGGUUCAACUUCUACUACGUCAUGACAGCCAUGACGGCCCUCACCUUCAUCCUCACCUCGACUGCAUUUUGGAAAGCCACGGGCAAGGUGCACCGUGAGAAACACCCUUCGUCGACGGACGGCGCCAAUCACACGUCGACGGUAGCAGUGAUUCGUAAACCGAUCACAUGGCUUCUCGCGUUCUACCUGCUCGCAUACGUGGGCAUAGAAGUUGCACUGGGCGGCUGGAUCGUGACCUUUAUGCUGCGCGUGCGGCACGCGGAGCCGUUCCUAGCUGGCAUCACCACGGUUCUGUUCUGGCUCGGGCUGACACUCGGUCGGCUGGUGCUGGGCUUUGUCACAGGUCGCGUGGGAGAGAAGCGGGCCAUCGCCGUGUACGUCCUCCUGUCUGUCGUCCUGCAGCUGCUGUACUGGCUCGUUCCAAACUUUGUCGCAUCGGUCAUCUUCGUGAUGCUGCUCGGUUUCUUCCUCGGGCCGCUGUUCCCAGCAGCCAUCGUCGCGGCCGCGAAGCUACUGCCGAGGGACAACCAUGUCAGCGUCAUUGGGUUUGCUGCAGCAUUCGGCGGGGCUGGCGGUGCCAUCAUCCCGUUCGGCAUCGGAGCCAUCGCGAAUAGCAGAGGAGUUUGGGUGCUUCAGCCCAUCGCGUUGUCGGUGCUGGUUGUCCUCUUUCUCUUAUGGCUGUGUUUUCCGGGCGGUUACCGGAAGGGCGGGUUAGAAGAGGCGAGGAGAAAUCGGGAACCCAUUGGGAACGAUUUUCGGGCUGCUGUGCGUUGGGUUAAGAAUCUUGCAUCAUGA
Messenger RNA from Colletotrichum gloeosporioides, 1440 nucleotides. Its product is annotated as Bypass of stop codon protein 6. Lineage: Eukaryota; Fungi; Ascomycota; Sordariomycetes; Glomerellales; Glomerellaceae. Gene Ontology annotation, biological process: transmembrane transport. Bases 1 to 1440 code for a protein of 479 amino acids. Gene Ontology annotation, cellular component: membrane. The record is from RefSeq and is a predicted model, not a curated record. Gene Ontology annotation, molecular function: transmembrane transporter activity. The transcript is spliced from 3 exons.